Messenger RNA from Aplysia californica (California sea hare), 3791 nucleotides. RefSeq lists its product as uncharacterized. The transcript has 20 exons. Lineage: Eukaryota; Metazoa; Mollusca; Gastropoda; Aplysiida; Aplysiidae. The record is from RefSeq and is a predicted model, not a curated record. The coding region runs from base 660 to 3608 and encodes 982 amino acids.
CAAACAACUUUUGAGGUCGGCAAAACCUUUUUGAGGAAGAGGAUAGCAGAAAUAUAAUGUGUUUAGCUUUCAGGUUUUCUCGCAACGAACUAAGCCAUCCCAGGCAGAGCGCCGUAAGAACACAUUUCAUAAUUCUGAAAACACACAUAUACACACAAACAAACAAACAACAAACAAACAAACAAACAACAACACACACAUAAACGCAUAGCCUGUUUUAAACUAUGAAUACAUGCACAUCUAAACAGGGGUGUACAGAAAUUAUGUAGAUACGUCCGUUUGCCAUCAACAAUAGGAUUAAGAUUGUCACUUACAACACUUAAACCAAAUUCCAAAACGUACUUUUACGAAAGUAAACAUGCCGCCCUGGCCUCGAUACAAGAAGGAUAUGGGCAAGGUGACCUGACAUAACCGACUAAAAAACCUUUAAAACUCAAUGGUUUUAGAUGUAAAGCUACCAUGGCGAGACUAAAGUGCUGCCCGCCUUGACUGCAGCCAAUCUCUAUAUCACAUGCGCCCUGUACUUCACUAGCGAUAAAAAUCAAAACCGACAGACCUCACGUGCAGAAGUCCAGAGUUUACAAUCAUCAACAACACAGUGUCUGUGACGUGUGUGGCCAGUGUCAUCUUUCCUGUAGACCCCCAAUGUGUGUUGUACAAUGGUGGAUCCCGUGUCCAGACGUCCCUACCCCCCCAGUUAUGGCACAGAUACAACUGGGAGUGUUUCUGGACCUUCGUGCACGUUCACAAUCCAGGCCUCAGAGCUAGGGGCAGGAACUCACAGACUGUCAGUCAACAUGUACCCACAGUUUGAUGGGAGUGGAGUGGCAUACGGAAAUAUUAGCACCGUAUCUCCUGACGUCACUUUUUGUUAUCCCGUCCCUGAAAUCGUCAACUGUCCUUCCGGAGCAAAGGUCAGCGGUGACCACAUCAUGUCUGGGUCAACAGCCACUUGUAAAUGUCGUCAGAAAACUGAGGGUUUUCCUGCAGGCACAGUUGUUCUGUCUCAGGGCGGGUCUACCUUGGGCUCAGGAACUGUCGCCUCAGGGACUGUCAUCAAUCCUGGGAACAAUAACAAUGACCAGACGUUGACUUGUCGCUCUGAGUCUUCUCUGGGUCAAGCAGGUCCCUCUGUCUCCAAGAUCGUCAAGUUUGCCUAUGGACCAAGUAGCGCUACCUUGACCUUCUCACAGACAAACCCGUCAAGUUUGUGUCAAGGCCCCAGUCUCAGUGUUGUGUCCACUUGUACUGUUGACCCACGUACAGUAAACCCUCAGCCACUCUACAAAAUCUCCGUGAACGGUGCACGAAUAGACACAUCUGUACAGCACACUCUACAGUUACAGGGCGGAGCUCACAACAUCAGAUUUCUUGUUCAGAACUCGUUAUUUCCCGCUGAUCUCUUCACUGAUGUCACCGAGACGUUCAUUGUCAGAGUCCCUCCGCCGGGUCCUCCUGAGAUCACUGUGAGUCAGCCGUCGGUCCCCAGAACUGGAGAAACCCUGGUGAAGGAAAAUGUCACAACCAGAGUGCAGUGUGUGGUCCGAGGGGGAUAUCCUGCUACAAGUGAUGUACGACUGAGCUGUCCUAGUUCUCAGGCCGGCAGUUCAGGUGUGAGUUCUGUGGUCGUAACUAGGUCACAAGGGACACAAUGCUCGUGUACGGCCACUCACGAAAGUGGAUGUUACGACAAACGGAGUGACAUCACCAUCAAAGCUGCUUAUGGCCCAGAAAGUGUCAUGUUGGAGAGGAAAAAAGUGAGACCAGAAGAGACCGGAACGUAUAACCUGUGUCCGUCAGCUACACCAGAUAUAACCAUGGAAUGUUCUGUGGGAGUUGUCUACCCAGCAGCAAGUUUAACCCUCACAAUGACGCCAACAAGAACACAAACUGCUGAUGCAUGUACAGGAAACAACAACAAAUGUUCCUACAACUUUGUGCCUACAAGGGGAGGUAAUCACGAGUUCCGGUGUGACGCUGUCAACAACGCUUUUGGAGAUAUGAGAGGAGACAGUCCAACUGUACAGGUCUAUGUGCGAGAACCUCCCAAAGUAUCCCCAAAACUGACCCUCAACGGUAAAGAUUUCACUGGUGCAACUGCAGAUAACAGCGUUGUUUUUGUUGACGGUCAAGAAAACAGUAUCGUUUGUCAAGUUGAUGGGGGAUUCCCGAAGAUCUCUCCCUCUGACAUCUACGUACAGUGUGACGGUGAGAACGUGACAGAUGGAAGGGUUGUGUUCACACCUGAAAGAAACGCCACCUACUGUACUUGUCGUGCACAACAUCCUAGUGGAUGCUACGACUUGUCCACUGAAGUCCUCGUCAUUGUAAUACUCCAGAACAAGACGCAAUCAGAUCAAAGCGACGAUCAGAUGACUAUACCAGUUGCAGUAGGGGCAGCCUGUGCAGCUUUUGUCCUUUGUUGUAUCAUCACAGGGGCUGUGUACUGCUAUUUAAAGAGGAAAGGCUGCUUCCAAAGGCUGGCUAAACAUAAAGAAGAACAGUCUGGGAUGACACGGGAUAACAAUGGCCAUCAAGAAGAGAAUCCGUACGUCGACGUGGAUUCGGUCCACAUAUCGUUACAGGACAUCCACACCCCGGUCCUGAUUGGAAGAACCAUGGCGGAAAUCAUUACACCUGACGUCACACAGACAGACGGUGACGGGAGACGUUACAACAACGUACCGGUGAAGUCACCGGUGCCAACCGUUGGAGAGAAAGGCCAUCAAGAAGAAAAUCCGUACGUGGAUGUGGAUUCAGACCACAUAUCGUCACAGGACAUCCACACCCCGGUUAUUACACCUGACGCCACACAGACAGACGGGGACGGGAGACGUUACAACAACGUACUGGCGACGUCACCUGUGUCAAGAACGAGACAGAAAGGCCAUCAAGAAGAAAGUCCGUACGUGGAUGUGGAUUCAGACCACAUAUCGUCACAGGACAUCCACACCCCGGUCCUGAUUGGAAGAACCAUGGCGGAAAUCAUCACACCUGACGCCACACAGACAGACGGUGACGGGAGACGUUACAACAACGUACUGGUGACGUCUCCGGUGUCAACAGCUGGACAGAAGAGCCGUCAAGAAGAAAGUCCGUACGUGGACGUGGAUUCGGACCACAUAUCGUCACAGGACAUCCACACCCCGGUCCUGAUUGGAAGAACCACGGUGGAAAUCAUUACACCUGACGCCACACGGACAGACGGUGACGGGAGACGUUACAACAACGUACUGGUGACAUCACCGGUUGCAACAUCAAAAAAGAAAGAGCGGCCAAAAGGAAACCAGUAUGUGGACGCAGAUAUGGACCUGAUCAACGCAAAGAACGCUAACACCAAGAUCUUGAUCGGGAAAACCACUGCGAAAACCAGUACACCAGACACCCGACAGGCAGGUUACGAUGACGGGAGACGUUACAACAACGUGUCGGUGACGCAACCAGAGUCAGGUAUGGGUCAGAAAGAUCAGUAUAUGGGCUUUCAACCUAAAGCGGAAUAUUUUAAUGUAGACAUUGAUGAAGACGUGGAUGGUCACUACUCCUCGCCCAGGAACAAUGCCCCAGUAAAGGGAAACUAUGUGAACGUGCAGAGACAUGACAAGAAAUGACCCAGUCCAUAAUACAAGGAGCACCACUGCAAACCUUACUGUAUUCGCCACCUGUGGACGUUCCUGGAAGACACCGUUCAUUUCAAAAUCUUAUGAUAUUAUUUAAUUUACGUAAGAAAUAUAUUAUUCUCUCUGUCUCUCAAAGUUCAAUGUUCCCUUUAAAGAUUUUGUAUAAUAAUUAUC